AUGUGUGGGGCUGAGGUAGCUCAUAGGUGUGACCUGCUGAAGGUUUGGGAAGCCUUUGAAGUGAAACAGUGCAUUGCCCAUUGUUUUAAAGCCCCGGAGCGCUGCGAGCCCGGUCGGGGGCGGAGGAAACCGCUGAGGAAAUUCCAAAAGAGUCACUGGGCAUUGCCGGGAGCCCAUCGGAAGCCUGUGUCCCACAGGCGCGCUGUCCCCGCGGGACCCGCCACUCCGUGCCCUUUUCAGGCGCGUUUUGGGGACGUGGUCGUCUUUAAAGCACCGGUGCUAACACUGCCCUUCGCACAGCGCUGUGUCUGCGCUGUCCCCGCGGGCCCCGCCACUCCGUGCCCUUUUCAGGCGCGUUUUGGGGACGUGGUCGUCUUUAAAGCACCGGUGCUAACACUGCCCUUCGCACAGCGCUGUGUCUCCGGGACACAGGAGAAAGCCCUGCCCGUUUUGAUUCACCCCUGGGGGAGGGAGUUUCGGGGCCCAUGGCCGGCCGGCUCUCGGCUGUGCGAGCGGUACCGGUGCGGAGCCCCCCGCCGGGCAGUGCUGGCGGAAGCGCCCGGCAGAGAGCGGCUCCUCCAGCGCCCGCCGCCCCGGCAGCUGGUCUAUGUCUUCACCACCUGGCGCUCGGGCUCGUCCUUCUUCGGGGAGCUCUUCAACCAGAACCCCGAGGUGUUUUUCCUCUACGAGCCGGUGUGGCACGUCUGGCAGAAGCUGUACCCCGGUGACGCCGUCUCGCUGCAAGGGGCGGCCCGCGACAUGCUGAGCUCCCUGUACCGAUGCGACCUCUCCGUCUUCCAGCUCUACAGCACGGCGGGCUCCGGCAAGAACCUCACCACGCUCGGCAUCUUCGGGGCGGCCACCAACAAGGUCAUCUGCUCCUCGCCCCUCUGCCCGGCCUAUCGCAAGGAGGUGGUGGGCAUGGUGGACGACCGGGUCUGCAAAAAGUGUCCCCCGCAGCGCCUCAGCCGCUUCCAGGAGGAAUGCCACAAGUAUCGCACGCUGGUCAUCAAGGGCGUACGUGUCUUUGACCUGGCCGUUCUCGCCCCGCUCAUGCGGGACCCGACCCUGGACCUCAAAGUCAUCCACCUGGUGCGGGACCCCCGGGCCGUGGCCAGCUCCCGCAUCAAGUCCCGGCACGGGCUCAUCCGGGAGAGCCUGCAGGUGGUGAGGAGCCGGGACCCCCACAUCCACCGCAUGCCCUUCCUUGAUGCUGGCCACAAGCUGGGCGGGAAGAAGGAGGGAGGGGGCGGCUCGGACUACCAUGCGCUGGGUGCCAUGGAAGUCAUCUGCAGCAGCAUGGCCAAGACUCUGCAGACUGCCCUGCACCCCCCGGACUGGCUCCAGGGCAAUUACAUGGCCGUGCGCUACGAGGACCUGGUGGUGGAGCCCAUCAAGACCCUGCGGCAGGUGUACGGCUUCGUGAACCUGGCGGUCAGCCCGGACAUGGAGAAGUUCGCCCUCAACAUGACCAGCGGCCCCGGCUACUCGUCCAAGCCGUUCGUGGUGUCGGCCCGGAACGCCAGCCAGGCGCUGAGCGCCUGGAGGACUGCGCUCAGCUACCAGCAGAUCAAGCAGGUGGAGGAGUACUGCCAGCAGCCCAUGGCCCUGCUGGGCUACGAGCGGGUGGGCAGCCCCGAGGAGGUGAAGGACCUCAGCAGAACGUUGCUCAGGAAGCCGCGGCUGUGACGGGGCGGCGGCGCCCGGGGCUGGCGGGGCUGCA
Molecule: messenger RNA, 1723 nt
Organism: Ficedula albicollis (Collared flycatcher)
Lineage: Eukaryota; Metazoa; Chordata; Aves; Passeriformes; Muscicapidae
Gene: CHST2
Product: carbohydrate sulfotransferase 2
Exons: 4
Coding region: 1-1689 (562 amino acids)
Biological process (GO): N-acetylglucosamine metabolic process; sulfur compound metabolic process
Molecular function (GO): N-acetylglucosamine 6-O-sulfotransferase activity
Source: RefSeq, a predicted model, not a curated record